CUGCUCAACAACAAGCCACAGGACCUCCGAUUCCACAGAUUUUACGAGCACGUAUAUCGCAUGUACUCAGUGAGUCUUAGCGGACUAGAGGACCGAACCCGGCCCCUCUGGACCGGAAUCCGAUUCUAUAACGUCACUUAAUUGAAUUGUUUGUUUCGUCAUUGUUGAUGAACAGUUAAUCUUAGAGGGGUGUUAAGUAUUGGUGUAUUUUCAAGUUGAAUUACGAAGACAAUGGAUCAACUAUGUCAACUGUCGAGUCAAACCUGUUUUCAUCUGAAACUUAGUGAUGCUCUUCGCUUUUGCUUUCUUUUAAUUGCUACAACAAAUGAUGUUUUCUGUAAACCAUAUGAUAAAGGAAAUAGUCGAGAAAAAAGGUCUAAACUUGGGAAGAUCAUAUCUGGAAUCUCUAAAGGUACCAAAAUAAUUGGAAGGUAUCAGGACUCAGGUAACUAUUCUGUUGUGUAUCUCCUUGUUAUAGGAGUUGUAUUGUUCAUCGCUAUGCUUCUUUGCCAACUUUGCUCUUCAGAGGAAGAAGAAAAUCCUGAGCAGAGUGCACCAACAACAGACAACGCAUGAUUGUUGUUCAUUUUUUGACGUAGAAAAACUGACCAUAUAGCCAGAGAGUUAAUGUAUGCCUCAUGCCUGAUUCUCAUUCGGCGACAGAAGAACAUGCUUUCCAUAUCAGAAGAAUAAGUGAGAUUUUCUUUCUCACAGCAGAUCCAGCAGAACUCGUUACAUUAUAGAACCAGAUGAAUCUAUUUCCCUGACUGAUAAUGCUCUUUAUAAAUAGAAUUGUCGUCACAAGGUUACGUGAUUUCCCCACUCUCCACACUUCUCUCCUAUCAGUUACCAUGGUUCCAGAAAAUCUUACUUUUUCCUCACAUUGAUAUAUUCCAAAAAUUUUCAAAAUGUAUUGCCAUGGAGCAAAAGGCAAUAUUUGCCAAAAAUUAUGGUAAGUGUGAGAGAAAAAGUAAUCGAGUAACCUUGUCAGGCCUGUCAUAUUAAUAAAUAGUAUAAAAUGUA
Messenger RNA from Parasteatoda tepidariorum (common house spider), 1023 nucleotides. The record is from RefSeq and is a predicted model, not a curated record. Lineage: Eukaryota; Metazoa; Arthropoda; Arachnida; Araneae; Theridiidae.